AUGUUUUACCAGAUUAUUAAGACCAGUGGUAAUUGUUGUGGAAGUGCGUGUUGUGGUUCAGAGACUGUUAUUUGGGAAACCAAAGAUCAUACCAAGUAUGCCUCCAAGGUUUUUACUGAUGGUAUCGGUGCCUGUACCAGUGCCAGUAAUGUGAGUGUGUACCUGAUGAACGGUGAUAUCCUACACUUCAAUAAGGCUGGGUGUAAUAAACCAUGGCUCCCUGCUUCUAACAAAAUACGGCUUGACCUAGGUAAGACCUCCAGUACCAUUUUCUAUGACUUUCACCAUGAUGGUGAGAAGAGGACAUUCACUGCAAAGCCUGGAUACAUGUUCAAAACUGUAAUUCUUAAAAGUUCUUGGAGAUGGACAGUAUGUUGGUCCAGUUGUUGUAAAUGUGGAUGUCUCGCAGAUAAAGUUUUCUGGGAAGCACAAAAGGAUGAUGAAUGUUCAACCAAAGUGGAAGUCUAUGGUGUUGAGUCAAAUAUUAGGAACAUUAACAUAUUCCUGAACAACAAUGAGGUUAGGCACUUCCAUAAGGUGAAAAGGAAGUGGCUCUCAUCAACUGCAAUUGUUAUGGACAUUGGGAUUAAUCAGGAUAAUAAUUUAUUUGAAUACAGAUCUACGAGAGGAUUUGGCCACUUUAAUCCUAGAGCCAAUUUGUCAAUCACUAACAUUGUCAAGAAAGAGCUUAAGAUAUGGUCUGCGAAAGAUAGGGACUAUGGUCUGAAGGUAGUGUUAAUGGGUGCUGGUAAGGAUGAGAAACAUAUAUCCAUUCUACUCCAGAGUGGUGGAUUUGUACUUCUUCAGAAGACUGGAGUGGGUAAACCAUGGCAAGAUAUAACUCAGAAUAAACAUAACUUCUCAGGGGUAAAGUUGUACUCCCUGGAGGAGGGUACAUCCCAAUACACUGAGUUGACUAGGAAUGAUUAUGAUCCAGUAGUCUUUGAGUCUAGAUUCGGCUAUGAGUUUAAUGAUGGUGUCAGAUGUGUGAGGGUCACUCUUAUGGAUGUGCUUGUGUGGACUCACACUGAUGAUACUGAGUUUGGCUAUCCCAAGGGCCUAUAUCUGGAUCUGCUUAAAAACCGGUUCAUGGUCACAAGUCCCAAAGAUCAGACAAGGGAACUGGAUGUCAAGAUAGAUGUUUCUAAGGCUAAGGUGGCUCCAGUAAAAGUUACACCAGUAGUAACACCUGAAAUCAAACAAGUUAUCACUCCAGCAGUCACUGCUCCUCCCACACCCGUGGCUCUGGAUAUUGAGAAGAAACAAACAACCACCGAGUAUGACCAUAAGGAUGAUAAUGGAGUCGUUACAUACACUCCCAAGAGUGGUUAUCUGUUUAGUAAGGUAUCAGAAGGCCAGCAUGAAAUUUGGAAAUCUGCUGCUAAUGCUUUUGGUAAGCUGGUUAGGACUAAGGAAACCAGGGGUAUUAAUUACCUUGUAGUCCUACUCACCAGUAGGACAUUCAGUUUGUUCCAAGAGUCUGAUAAAGAGUGGAAGGAUAUCACCAAAGAUAGGCACUAUGUUACGAAGCUAAAAUUCUACGGCGAAGGUGACGCCGUGCUGAAGGAGACAGACUACGAUGUAACUAUUGUCGACAUGUCAUUUAGUCACACAUUCAAAAGUGGUGUAAAAUGUGUUAAGGUUAAGCUGGGUCAAGAGGUUGUCUGGAGCCAUACAGACGAUCCAAAGUUUAAAGAGAUAACAGUAUUUUCACUGGGUCUUGCUUCAAACUGUUUCUUCAUUAAGAACCCGCCUGGUGAAGUCAAGAUCUAA
Theileria parva strain Muguga is the source of this 1773-nucleotide messenger RNA. RefSeq lists its product as uncharacterized. NCBI's taxonomy places the organism in Eukaryota, Apicomplexa, Aconoidasida, Piroplasmida, Theileriidae. Bases 1 to 1773 code for a protein of 590 amino acids. The record is from RefSeq and is a predicted model, not a curated record. The transcript has a single exon.